ACCACGAAAUUUACUAUAUGUACUUAUAUGUCGUACCGGUUAGGAGAGUGUUAUCAAUGCGGAAGAGUAUUGUAGUUUUGUGGUAGUUGUAUAAGCAAAUAUUGUGUGGUGUUCUCUGUGGUGUUAAACGGUACAUUGAUAAAACAUUAACAUUAAACUGCAGAUGCAAUUCAAGAGUACAUUCUCAGUCAUGACUGCAGUGUUUGGUUUACUGACAAUUUUGGUAACUGGAUGUUAUGCCUUGUAUCCAUCAAGUUCUGAGGUUGUUGAUUUAACUCCAGCGAAUUUCGAUCGUCUUGUCAUACAGAGCGAUGCCCUGUGGAUAGUUGAAUUUUAUGCACCAUGGUGUGGCCAUUGUCAACAAUUCGUUCCGGAAUAUUCGAAAGCAGCAACAGCUUUGAAGGGUGUUAUCAAAGUUGGAGCUGUAAAUGUUGAUGAACAUAAAUCACUUGGAGGACAGUAUGGUGUAAGAGGUUUCCCAACAGUUAAAAUCUUUGGUGCUGAUAAGAAUAAGCCAGAGGAUUACAAUGGACCCAGGACAGCACAAGGACUUGUGGAUGCUGGUUUUGAUGCAUUGAGAAACAAAGUAUCAGCACAGAUGUCUGGUAAAAAGAGUGGAGGCUCAAGUUCAGAUGGUAAAAAGGGUGAUCCAAAGGAUGUGAUAGAAUUGACAGAUUCAAAUUUUGAUUCCAUGGUUUUGAAUUCAGAAGACAUGUGGUUGGUGGAAUUUUAUGCACCAUGGUGUGGUCAUUGUAAGAACUUAGCCCCUCAUUGGGCCCAAGCAGCCAGUGAACUUAAAGGGAAGGUUAAACUUGGGGCUUUGGAUGCGACUGUCCAUACCAUUAAGUCCAACCAGUAUGGUGUUCAAGGCUACCCAACUAUUAAAUUCUUUCCCCCUGGAAAAAAGGAUGCCAGCUCUGCUGCUGAAUACAGUGGUGGACGUACAGGCAGUGAUAUUGUUAAUUGGGCAUUAGAGAAGCUAGCAGAGAAUGUACCUUCUCCAGAAAUCAAACAGAUCAUUAAUGAAGAUACUUUAAAAGAUGCAUGCGAGGAACAUCCACUCUGUGUUGUUUCUGUUCUGCCACAUAUCUUAGAUUGCCAGGCUGAUUGCCGCAAUGGCUACCUUGACAUUCUUCGCAAAAUGGGAGAGAAAUAUAAGAAGAAGAUGUGGGGGUGGGUGUGGGCAGAAGCUGGUCUGCAACCUGAAUUGGAAACAAUGUUGGAAAUUGGAGGGUUUGGCUACCCUGCUAUGGCUGUCAUGAACACAAGAAAGAUGAAGUACUCAAUACUAAGGGGGUCCUUUUCUAAUGACGGGAUCAAUGAGUUCCUUCGGGACCUAUCAUUUGGUCGAGGAUCCACAGCCCCAGUUAAAGGCGCAUCACUGCCAAAAAUCAAUCCUACAGAACCAUGGGAUGGCAAGGAUGGAGAAUUACCACCCGAAGAGGACAUUGAUCUCUCGGACAUUGUUCUAGAUGACAUUGACAGCAAGGAUGAAUUAUAAGAGAGUUACAGUGUUAAGUGUGUGUGUGUGUGCGUGUCUGUGUAAAACAUUAAACAACAGUGUAUGUGAACAUUGGUACAGUAGCAGUUGCUUGGAUUCAUCUGUCAUGGUCUGGAAAAUGAGUGAAUGGUAAACUUAAAAUAGAGGGAUCAAACAAAUAUUUAGUACAACAGCUUAAGUAUAAUUCAUUCUAACUGCCAUAAAGGAACAGGUGAUUAAAUGAAAUGUGAGUAAUGAUAGAUUUUUUCACCAUGAUUCUUUAGAGGCUCUUUAUUAUUCAUCUGAAUUUGAAUGAAUUAGCCAUACCAUGCCACAGUUAAAACGUGUGAACUCUAUGCAUAAAAGUAGCUUGGAGGCAUUUUUGUGGUGGUCAGGAAUUCCUGUAAUGUUGAUAAUAUUUGUUUAUAUCCAAUAAUAUGCUUAAUUUAAUUGUGAACUUCCAAUCUUCCAUUAUUGUAUUUCGUAAUUGUCUAAUGCAGGUGUCUACAUUUUUUAAAUGCAGUUGUUACAGAUGGA
This is a messenger RNA of Cryptotermes secundus, 2017 nucleotides long. It is a transcript of the gene CaBP1, whose product is annotated as protein disulfide-isomerase A6 homolog. Gene Ontology annotation, biological process: response to endoplasmic reticulum stress. NCBI's taxonomy places the organism in Eukaryota, Metazoa, Arthropoda, Insecta, Blattodea, Kalotermitidae. Gene Ontology annotation, molecular function: protein-disulfide reductase activity; protein disulfide isomerase activity. The record is from RefSeq and is a predicted model, not a curated record. Gene Ontology annotation, cellular component: endoplasmic reticulum lumen. Bases 164 to 1501 code for a protein of 445 amino acids. The transcript has 8 exons.